GUCGUGUCUAUCUAUUGAAAACGACCGAGAUGACGAUGUUCGUGUUCGUGUUCGUGUUCGAGUUCGUGUUUGAGGCAUCCAUCACCCCGCGGUUCCGCAUCGGUUCCGCACUUGUGCUGCAACGCCCAUCCCCUCUCCUUCUCCUAACGCGCAAACGCCAUGCGAGACAGUUGUAGUCGACCUCGGCCGGCAAGCCUCCUCCUCAGCUUACAAAUCCGUGCCGUCUCCACCCAUGUCAGCCGCAACUCCACCACCGCCUCCUGCACGACCAAGGGACACGGCAUCGUCGAGGCCACGCUCAUCCCUGCCAUCCCACCCGCCGUCUCUUGCCUCCAAGUAUACUGCUCGCCACCGAGGCCGGCAGCCGUGCCCGCGCCGUACAUCAUCGCCUUCGAGGCCGACUUCAUCCUCAUCGGCGUGGCUGCCACCACCCGACGGUAUGACCAUUUUGUUUACAACUUGGCAGCGGGCGCAGGGACGUCGUCGCUGGAGCUGCUCCCGCUACCUCCCGACCCCUGCCCCCUCUCGCUCGACGACUCGCGCGUCGGCAUCCUCCGCUGCCGCCGAGGCAACCACUCUUCUUACCUGGUCGCCGCCCUCUGCUACACGUUCUCGCCCGGCGAGUACGAACUGCGUCUCUACAGCUCCGGCACCGGGAAAUGGGACACGAAGACCCUCUUGUCAAGAAGCCAGCAGCAGGAGCACGCUGGCAGCUAUCACGUCAACCACAAGGUGAUCACCAUCGGGGGAGACGCCGGCACCAUGGGCUGGGUGGACCUCUGGCAGGGCAUCCUCCUGUGCGACCUGCUCCGGCUCCGCAACGACGCCCGGUUGCGGUAUGUUAAGCUGCCACCGCCGCUGCUGCCAGGCAGGACGCUCGAAGGCUGCCCGAGGAGCUCGCGGGACAUCGCGGUCGUCGGCGGCCGCAUCAGAUACGUGGAGCUGCAGAUCCACAUCAGGCCCGGUUCGGCCAGCAGGGGCGGCUACCUCGCCGAUGGCUGGACGGUCGCCGUGUGGAGCACCAGCGCUACACGUCCUUGGGGGAAAGACGCCUGUUGGCGCCAAGACUACAAACUCGACGCUUCUCAGAUCUGCCUCACAAAUGAUGUACCAAACUUGGAGCUGCUGCCUACGCUGCCGCCGCCGCGAGAUGAUGAAGGCAAGUCCCAGACGAUCUUGGAGAGACUCCACACGGGCCAUCCCACGCUCAGCCUGCACGACCACCGAGUUGUUUACCUCAUGACAAAGGUCGACCACCGGGAUGAGGAGGCAUGGGUGCUCGCCGUCGAUCUGAAGAGCAAGACGCUGCAAGGAGUUGCAGAGUUCACCGCCGACAGAGUCCCGGGAUUCAGCUACACAUAUACACACUGUAUGGUCUCUCGGGAUGAUAUGUCGCCAGGUCUCCACAAAGCAAAAUAUUGUAACAUGUACCCUCACGUAUACGAGGGCACUUAUUCAAACAGCUACUCCUAUGUAAGCACAGUAUAACUUGGGCUCUGCUCAAGUGUUGUGAUAUACUAUUCAUAAAUAAAUAAAUAUACUAUACAGUUGUUCAGAAA
This is a messenger RNA of Triticum dicoccoides, 1559 nucleotides long. RefSeq lists its product as uncharacterized. The transcript has a single exon. NCBI's taxonomy places the organism in Eukaryota, Viridiplantae, Streptophyta, Magnoliopsida, Poales, Poaceae. The record is from RefSeq and is a predicted model, not a curated record. The coding region runs from base 160 to 1488 and encodes 442 amino acids.